Messenger RNA from Haemorhous mexicanus (house finch), 10205 nucleotides. It is a transcript of the gene ERC1, whose product is annotated as ELKS/RAB6-interacting/CAST family member 1. The record is from RefSeq and is a predicted model, not a curated record. NCBI's taxonomy places the organism in Eukaryota, Metazoa, Chordata, Aves, Passeriformes, Fringillidae. Gene Ontology annotation, molecular function: structural constituent of presynaptic active zone. Gene Ontology annotation, cellular component: cytoskeleton of presynaptic active zone. The transcript is spliced from 19 exons. The coding region runs from base 308 to 3661 and encodes 1117 amino acids. Gene Ontology annotation, biological process: neuromuscular synaptic transmission; regulation of synaptic plasticity; maintenance of presynaptic active zone structure.
CUCGCGCCGGGGGCGCGGGAGGGAGCGGCGGAGGAGAAGCGGCGGGAGCGGAGCGGAGCCGAACCGAGCGCAGCGGAGCCGAGCGCGGGCAGCGCUGCCUGUCCCGUCCCCUGCCGUCCCCUCCCCGCGGGCUGACAGGCAGAUAUGGUCCUGAGCACCGUGAGCACAUGACUUCAGAGAUGGACAACCAGAUCUGUUACAAGUUGUGACUGGCCUUAAGUUGACUUAUAACCAUUGAAGAGCUUAACAGGAAUUCUCUCAUUCCUGAUUUUUGCCUAUCUGAUUGCCUCACACCACCAGCUGAACCAUGUAUGGAAGUGCUCGUUCCGUGGGCAAGGUGGAGCCCAGCACGCAGAGCCCGGGGCGCUCGCCGCGCCUGCCGCGCUCGCCUCGCCUGGGCCACCGGCGAACCAACAGCACGGGGGGCAGCUCGGGGAGCAGUACUGGGGGUGGCAGUGGGAAAACCCUUUCUAUGGAAAACAUUCAGUCCUUAAAUGCUGCCUAUGCUACGUCUGGCCCUAUGUACCUAAGUGACCACGAGAACGUGGGCGCAGACACCCCGAAGAGCACCAUGACCUUGGGCCGGUCGGGAGGGCGGCUGCCUUACGGUGUUCGCAUGACUGCCAUGGGCAGCAGCCCUAACAUUGCCACUAGUGGAGUUGCCAGUGAUACCAUUGCAUUUGGAGAGCACCAUCUCCCCCCAGUGAGCAUGGCAUCCACUGUGCCUCACUCGCUGCGCCAGGCCAGGGACAACACCAUCAUGGACCUGCAGACACAGCUCAAGGAGGUGCUGAGGGAAAACGAUCUGCUCCGCAAGGAUGUGGAGGUGAAAGAAAGCAAGCUGAGUUCUUCCAUGAACAGCAUCAAGACCUUCUGGAGUCCUGAGCUCAAAAAGGAGAGAGCUCUGAGGAAGGAUGAAGCUUCAAAAAUAACCAUUUGGAAGGAACAGUAUAGAGUUUUGCAAGAAGAAAACCAGCAUAUGCAGAUGACUAUCCAGGCUCUCCAAGAUGAGCUGAGGAUCCAGAGGGACCUGAACCAGUUGUUCCAGCAGGACAGCAGCAGCAGGACCAGCGAGCCCUUGGUGGCAGAGCUGACAGAGGAGAACUUCCAGCGGCUGCACGCGGAGCACGAGCGCCAGGCCAAGGAGCUGUUCCUGCUACGGAAAACCUUGGAGGAGAUGGAGCUGCGUAUUGAGACACAGAAACAGACCUUAAAUGCACGUGAUGAGUCCAUCAAAAAGCUGCUGGAGAUGCUGCAGAGUAAAGGUCUGUCAGCAAAAGCCACUGAGGAAGACCACGAGCGGACACGACGGUUGGCUGAGGCAGAGAUGCACGUGCACCACUUGGAAAGCCUUCUUGAACAGAAGGAAAAAGAAAACAACAUGCUGAGAGAGGAAAUCCAUCGUCGAUUUGAGAGCGCUCCCGACACGGCCAAGACAAAGGCUCUCCAGACUGUUAUUGAGAUGAAGGAUUCAAAAAUCUCUUCCAUGGAGCGCGGCCUCCGGGAUUUGGAAGAGGAGAUUCAGAUGCUGAAGUCCAACGGAGCCCUGAGCACCGAGGAGCGGGAGGAGGAGAUGAAGCAAAUGGAGGUGUACCGCAGCCAUUCCAAAUUCAUGAAAAACAAGGUAGAGCAACUGAAGGAAGAGCUAAGUGCCAAAGAGGCUCAAGGGGAGGACCUGAAAAAAAGAGUGGCUGGUCUCCAGACUGAGAUUGGCCAGGUGAAACAGGAGCUGUCACGCAAGGACACCGAGCUGCUGGCCCUGCAGACCAAGCUGGAGACCCUCACCAAUCAGUUCUCUGACAGCAAGCAGCACAUCGAGGUUCUCAAAGAGUCUCUUACAGCUAAAGAGCAAAGAGCUGCCAUCCUGCAGACAGAGGUGGACGCGCUGCGGUUACGUCUGGAAGAGAAGGAGACCAUGCUGAAUAAGAAGACAAAGCAGAUCCAGGAGAUGGCAGAGGAGAAGGGGACUCAGGCAGGAGAGAUCCAUGACCUGAAGGACAUGCUGGAGGUGAAGGAACGCAAAGUCAAUGUUCUUCAGAAGAAGAUUGAAAACCUUCAAGAGCAGUUGAGAGACAAGGAGAAGCAGAUGAGCAGCUUAAAGGAUCGGGUGAAAUCCCUGCAGGCUGACACCACCAACACUGACACUGCCUUGACCACGCUGGAAGAAGCGCUGGCAGAAAAAGAAAAGACCAUUGAGCGUUUAAAGGAGCAGCGUGACAGAGAUGAACGAGAAAAACAGGAAGAGAUCGACAACUACAAGAAAGACAUUAAGGACCUGAAAGAGAGAGUCAGCAUUUUACAAGGAGAUCUCACAGAGAAAGAGACAUCAUUACUGGAUCUUAAGGAACAUGCUUCAUCAUUAGCUUCAUCAGGAUUGAAGAAAGAUUCAAGACUCAAGACACUGGAAAUUGCAUUAGAACAGAAAAAGGAAGAAUGUUUGAAGAUGGAAACACAAUUGAAGAAGGCUCACGAGGCAGCCCUGGAGGCCAGGGCCAGCCCCGAGCUGGGCGAGCGCCUGCAGCAGCUGGAGCGGGAGGUGACGCGCUACCGCGAGGAGUCCGGCAAGGCUCAGGCCGAGGUGGAUCGGCUCCUGGAGAUCCUCAAAGAGAUGGAAAACGAGAAGAAUGACAAGGAUAAGAAGAUAGCAGAGCUGGAAAGGCAAGUUAAAGAUCAAAAUAAGAAAGUAGCAAAUCUGAAGCACAAAGAACAAGUGGAGAAAAAGAAGAGUGCACAGAUGCUGGAGGAGGCCAGGAGACGAGAGGAUAAUCUUAAUGACAGCUCCCAACAGCUUCAGGACAAUCUGCGUAAAAAGGAUGAUCGGAUUGAAGAGUUGGAAGAGGCACUCAGAGAAAGUGUUCAGAUAACUGCAGAGCGAGAAAUGGUGCUAGCACAAGAGGAGUCAGCCAGGAUCAAUGCUGAGAAACAGGUCGAGGAGCUGAUGAUGGCUAUGGAGAAGGUCAAACAGGAGCUGGAGUCAAUGAAAGCCAAAUUGUCCUCUACACAACAGUCUUUGGCUGAGAAGGAAACCCAUUUGACCAACCUACGAGCUGAAAGAAGGAAACAUUUGGAGGAGGUCCUGGAAAUGAAACAAGAAGCCCUUCUUGCUGCCAUUAGUGAAAAAGAUGCCAAUAUUGCUCUGCUAGAGCUCUCAUCCUCUAAGAAGAAGACUCAGGAUGAAGUGGCUGCACUGAAACGGGAGAAGGACCGCCUUGUGCAGCAGCUCAAGCAGCAGACUCAGAACCGUAUGAAGCUGAUGGCUGACAACUAUGAGGAUGACCACCUCAAAUCCUCAUCCCAUCCCAACCAAACCAACCACAAGCCCUCCCCUGACCAGAUAAUUCAGCCCCUCUUAGAACUCGACCAGAACCGCAGCAAGUUGAAGUUGUACAUCGGCCAUCUGACAGCCCUGUGCCACGAGCGCGACCCCCUGAUCCUGCGCGGGCUCACCCCACCUGCCUCCUACCACCUGGAUGAUGACCAGGCAGCCUGGGAGAAGGAGCUGCACAAGAUGACCCAGGAGCAGCUGCACAAGGAGCUGGAGAAGGGGGAGAGGGAGAGCGUGGAGCUGCAGGAGUUUGCCAACGCCAUCCUGCAGCAGAUCGCGGAUCACUGCCCCGACAUCCUGGAGCAGGUCGUCAACGCCCUCGAGGAGUCCUCGUGACCUCGGCCACCAGCCCAUGGAACAGCACACCAGUGGCCAAGCCAGGCAGCCCACGGAGCCAUGGGAGUGGAGAGCAAUGUGAAAGAACAUGGAAUAGAAACUCCUGGUGCACCUCUGACAAAGAAAACAAAGGCAAAAAAAAAAACCCUUCUAAAAAGUACAUCCUCUCUAGGUUCUUCCAGUCUGUGAUUAAUCAGCCAUUUUUAUAUUCAUCUUCUCACUGCCUUUCUACUUUAGAAUCCAAUUCCCCAUUGACUUUGUUGGUGGUGACUUUUGGAUACAGCUAAGCAGAGCUCUUCCAAGUCUACUGAGCAAAGAAGAGGGGAUCCACUGAACACAAGCAGCUCUAGUUCUCCAUGAGGUUGCAGAAGAGUAGCCCUCACCUUUCAUUAAUAUAUUGCUUUUUCCUUCUUGUCUGCUUUCCUCCUUCUUGUUUUUUUUAUUUUCAUGAAAGCUGAAAGCCUGAAUUUCAUAGUGCUAAAACCAAACCUGAGUGUGCCCUGAUUAUGGCUCAUGGCUGGCCAGCAUCAGCUAGCUCAGGUCUUGCUGCCUGUCUCAGUGCUUCUUAUGUUCUUAAAUAACAGAGUGAGGAAAGGAAAGUUUCCCUCCUUGCUCCUGUUAGUCAUUUUUUCUAGCAGCUGGGUGAAAAGGUAGGCAUACUGGUACUUUCUGUUUACUUAACUUGGAAUUUCAUUGUUCACUGGUCUGACUCUGAAUUGCUAGGUGGGCCAUUUUUUGAGGUGACUGUUUUCAUCUUUUGAUUUUUGGGGGGUUUUAGAUGAGGUUUCUCAUCUUAGGUCUGUGUCUCCUAUGUUCUUACUUUAUAGAGAGCUCUCUCCCUUUGAGCAGGUGUGGUCAACAGGUCAGUUCCCAGCUUUAACUUGUACAGUUUGUCCAGUUUUUCAGGCUAUGACUUUGUGAACACUGACUGUCAUCAGAAUAGUCUUAAGCAUUCUGUAAAUGAGAAAUUUGCAUCAUUUAGCUUAAAAGUAUAAUUUUAAAGCUAAGUUAGGUAAGCCAGUAGCAUAUUUCUUACUAUAAUUAUAAUUUAAUUUAUUUUGGUUUAGCUUACACUGAGGAGGAAUGAGUUUGAGUUCAGAGCAAUAACCCUUAUGAAGAGGAGCAUCUCUGCUGGAGUUGGCACCCAGCUGAGUAGAUAGGUGUAAAAUCACAGCUUUACUUAAACCAGUGCAAUUCUUCUGUGUAUAUGAGAGGCCUUAGUUUUAUUCCCAUCCACCUUUGACACUCGUUACUGCUCCUGCUGAUAGGUAAUAUGACCUGAAAUCCCAGAUCAGUUUGUCUGCAGUUUGGUAGCAAGUCAGAAAUCCUAUUUUAUGAGUAGGACUUGGGUGCUCAUUCUUGGACUAUGCAUUAAUGGGGAGACAGGUUUUUUCCUGGCUGCCAGUGGUUAUGUGUGUCUGGGGGCAUCUGCAGGACAGAGCCCUGUAACAUGUCCCCAUGUGGUCCCUAAAGGAGCUGCUCCCUUUGACUGGCUCAUCUUACUUCAGAGAGUGAGGGGAAGACAAAAGGAGACCAAAUAACACAGCAGUGGAAGAUAUCUUGGUUUUCUAGUCAAGAGGUAAUUAUGAAUCUUCUCAGUAAACCUCCCAUUCAGAGCCUGCAGUUUAAUUCCAUAUAGCUUACUACAUUUUCAGCUUAAUCACUAAGCUGUUUUGCUAAGGAAAAUGUUCCAGGCCUUUUCAAGAAAGCUGCAUUUCUUACAUCUCUGGGAUCCACAGCUCAGCUCUCCUGUAGGUCUUUCACACCUUGUUUUUAGAAGUGAGCAAUUGCUUCCAACAGAAAGGAGAUCAGCAAAAGUUUGAGCAAGGGAAGAUGUACCUUGUAGUUUUUUCCCAAACAAGCAGUGAAAAUUAGGUAAAACUGAAACCUUAUGUACCUGUAGACUCUAUUGAAAACUAGCUAAUUUAAAAUAAAUUCCAUCCCCAUUGAUUCUACUGUAAUAAUUCAGCAGAAGGAGCUGCAUUCAUAGCCAGGCUGUCUAGGAAGAAGUCUCAAAAGAAGAGGCAAAUCACCCUUUUCCCAAUUCUUUUGGAAUUACCAGUGCUUUGCAAAUCAGGAGAGCUAACUUUAGUUCUUCCUGUAAUAGCAGCCUGUGUCUGAAGCUUUUUUUUUUCUGUUGUGUGAUGUGUGAGGGGAGCAAUGGGAACCUGGAUGUGUGGAAGGGGGGAAUGCCGGAAGGGCAGCAGACAGUGACUGUACCACUGCUGGGCCCUGCCUCAUCCCAGAGCCACCCCUUUGGUCCCAUUCUUUGAGUCAGCACGUUUCGAUAGGAGCUGUUGUUUUGAAAUCUUUCCUCUUGCAUUUUCUUCAUCACCCCUAAUUACUCACUCCAGGAAUUUAAUGCUGCCUGUAAAAGCAUCAGAGCCAUCAGCCCGGCAUCAUCGGCCACCGCCGCCCCUCCUGACUCUCUCAUUAACUUAUAUGGUCAAAUCUCCAGCUGCCCUGGUUCCCUGCUGUAAAACAAUCCUUCCUCUGUGAGAAGCUGUGGAAUUUCCCUUAUUGAUGGUUCAAAUGGCUCCUGCUUGUAAACCUCUUACUGAGAUGUUCCUUGAUAGUGUUUCUGCUGGAGGCAGGGGCAGGGGGAGGGGAUGAGAGUGAGGCGUGAUCACUUCAGGCUGUUAUUUCAAUUCCCUGGCUUUACUGCAUUGCCCACACAUUGCAGGGAAGUGCUGCUGCUUCUUCAGCAUCUCUAACUCAGCUUGUGGCUGCAUUUCUAUAGUCCAAAGUGCCCCAGCCAACGGCCUGGUGCUGUCAGGGCAGCCUGUGCAGGAUCUGUGCACCAGCAGCGGGGUGAAGCUCACUGUUUACACAUCUCCUGGCCAGGGAGGAUUUGUCAAGCCUGGCUGGUUUUCACGCUGGCCAUUUGGUCUUUUAUCUGCCAGCCACACACCUGCUGUUCCUUCCAUCUGAAUUGUUGGGCCUUGGUGAUUUUUCUCGUUAACCACUGUUAUCUCCUAGGUCUUGUAGGUUUCCCAUCUUAAAGAUUGGUCUUAGACCUCUGUGAAGUGCUUUCAGGGAAGGAGCAGAUCUCAUUUAGGAAUAGUCUUGAUCUGACUUGAUGUCCAUUGAACUAUUUCGGGUAACCUUUCUGAUCCUCUGUUGACAGAGAUCCUGUGAAUACCUUGAGGAACUUUGAGGUUUGGGAGGUACUGCUGGCCACAAUUUAAUGCUGAAUGUGACCACUGAAAGCUUUUUCUUUUCACUCGUAUGGAGUGCCACACCAUUGGCCUUAAGGCAACAAAGGGAUUUUAUUCUCAUAACCCAUCCUGGAAUUGCAUAUGAGGCACAUGGGAGAAGGGCCAUAUGUGGCAUACCCUGCAUUGCUCAUCCAGUUGCCUAACCCACCACUGCUCUUUUUAAGAUCUUAUUCCCAAGUGUCAGCAGCCAGGCAGAUGCAGACAGUUUCCUACCAGCAGCUCGAGGAAAUUAGGGCCCCUUCCCAGGGACCCUGGGGAAGUUUGCUUUUUCUUCUGCUGUUGAAUGAAGUUCCAUUUGCUACAGGAGCUGUGAAAGUUUUAACUGCUUUCAUAUUAUUUCUUCUUCUGAGCUGUCAUUUGCAGAGAAACUGAGAGAUAUAAGGACUCAGGGGCUGUUUGUAGAAAAUUAAGUAGGUCAUUUUGGCAGGGUUUGGGCUAAAAAAUAACUGAAGCCUCUGAAGCCCACGUACACUGUAAAAGCUGACACUGCAACCACACUUGUUCAUGAUAUCCACAAGUCCAAGUCCAUAUUUUCCUCUGAAUCCAACCUCAUGUAAAACACUAAAAGGACACAACACUAGAAUUGCAGGGUGAGGACAUGAGCCCUGUUUGCCAUUGGAAGAAGAAUUACCUGGCAUGCUCCCAGAUGAAGCUCUAAGUAUUCUCUCUCGUUUUGACUGCCUUUAACCAGCUUUCACUCCAGAAAAUGCCAAACCCUCUUUGGAAUAUCCAGUUUUUGCCAAGUCCUGGGGACGGAAGGUGAAGGUCCGACGUGAUGCGCGGAACCGCGUGCGCCAUUUCUCGUUGCACGGCUGGAAUAUGCCUUCUCUCAGAAAUUUCCUGGUACUUCAGGGCUCUGAAAUUUGCACAAGGGAGCAUAGAUGUCAUCAGUCUUGUAGAGAUAACCCUGGUUGUUGAAGCAAAGGGGCACCUCUGUAAUUCCCAUCCGUCCUGCUGCUAGUACUCAAUUUGUUGGGAAAUUUUUACAUCUGAUGAGGGUUGACAGGGUUGAGUCCCCACUCCUGUACUAAUUGCCAAUUGCUGCCACUGCAGGGGUCUUUACAGAGGAUGUGGAGUCAUGCACUGAUACGGUUUCAAAGCAAAAAUGUCACUACAUACAAAAAUGUGUAUAUCCCUGAAAUGACUCCAGUGAAAUGCUAAAGGAAAAGAGUACAACCAAGGCAUCUGAUACUGAAAGGAAGCUUCUCCUCAGCUCAACCCCCACUGGAAGAGGGACCUGAAGAGGCCGUGGAAGGCUCUGGAAAAACCAACACUGCCCCAGCAGAGCCGGCAGGGUGGGAGGGCCGGGCACGGGGCAUCGGGGGCAUCGUGCCUGGCAAGGCCAACUCUGCUGACCCCUCUCAUCUGCAUGGUGAGGAAGAGGAGUGUCAGGGGUUUUUUUAAAAUGAAACGAUGUUUUUAAUUGUUUUUUCCACAUAAAUGGAAGGAACCUUACGCAGCAGCAGAUCCUUCUGAACAAAAUGGCUGUAUCCACUGACUAUUUUUAAAACAAAAAAAAAAAAAAAGAGAAAAACUGUUUCAAAACUUUUUAGUGUCAAAAGCAUAAACUCAGAAAUCCUGACUUUUUCCAGUGUGUGUGGUGAGUGCUGUAACCCUGUCAUCAGUAUCUCCCCUGACUUUUUCAGGGGUGUUUUUUUCCUGUUUUGUUUUCUGCUUGUCGAUAUUGUCUGUGUGGUCCUAAGGCUGGGGCAGUUACCAACAAUGUGUGUCUAUUGUCGGUUUGAAACAAAAGAUAGUAGUAGAACUGAAAAAGAUGUGUUUUUAAAAAUAUAUAAAAAUAAAUUUCAUUAAAAGGAAUUCAAGUAAAGAAGCAACAAAGCCAUGACUCCUCCUCUCGGGAUUGUACGGAAAAGGAUUUGUGGGCUUAUAAUUAUAACCAGUUGCCUUUCACAGGCUUUUGAGGUCCAAGGCAGCUUGGCCUCUUAGGAAAUGUUACAAACCCUGUAUAAAUUCCUGCUUUCCCAGGUUUAUACUGUACAUGUGUAAGACAGAAAUGGGCAGAAUGAAACAGUAUUUUGGAAGUCAAUCUUUUCUGGUAACAGUUAUCAACACCAGAUGUCCCCUAAGAUGGGAUCCACUGAUGUGAAUGGGCCAAAUGCUUUGGCCAAAUUUUCUGGUUUCUUCAUCCCACUCCUUGAUGCCAGGCACAUGAGCAAGUGCAGAUCUGCUAGUGCAGGUAGUUGUGUGUAGGUUCAUUAUCAAAGUUGUAUUUCCUUGCCUCUGGUGUUGGUCAUGUACCCAAGCACAUUAUGGGGCAGGAAAGCCCCAAACCAGCAGCCACUUUCUGCUCUGGUUGCAUCAAAGACUUGCAUUGCUUGAAAGGAACAUCAUGAGGCUAAACUGGUGUGUGAGGUUAACAAAAUAAACCCUGACAAAUCGCUUUACCUAUGAACACAGGUAAAGAAUUUCAUUAAGUGAAUGUAUUUUUAUUAUCAAACUUAACCAUGUGCUGUUUGUCCCCAUUUUGCAAGCUUAGUUCAGAUCUUGAAAAUCAAGUCAGUGUUAUUUGCUUUUAAGUAGGUAUUCCCAUUAGGCUCUUGGUGCUUUGGUAGGGCUUUUUGUUCAAAACAUUGGUUUCUUUCACUUGGAAACUGGCAAAAAAUUGAUCUAUUGGUCAUGUAUACUCUUACUUGUUAUAAAAUGUGUUUAUCUUAAAAACCAAAUCUGAAGCCAAAUUUUCAAAGGAGACAUUGCUCCUUUUAUCUGCCCCAUCUUCCCAGAUCUCUGUGGACAAGGCCAAGUCCUCCUUCCCUCCCUGCCCAGGGGUGGCUGCAUUUGGCCCCUCACUACACACUCAUUACAGUAUAACUGGGGAGGCUUUAGUGUAAGAUGCCUUUAUUUGUCCAGAUGCUGGAGGAGGACGAAUCCAAUGGGACCACAAACAGGGGAAUAACUUCUGUGCUAGCCCAACAUGCUGCUCCAAGCCCACCUGAACAGUACAUUGCCGUUUCCUUCCAAGGCAGUGAAUGAGGAGAGCUGCACACCAAGCUCACAAAUCAUCUGUGGAGUUGAAUUCUGUGGGAUGCCCCAUCCCCUCCACAGACACAGAUCCCUCAUUUGCUUUGGAAGAGACGUGUUGCACUUUAGUGGAGGGGGAGGCAGGCUUUAGGGAUGGGAUCUAGUGUGCUUGAAUUCCUUUUGGAAGUGACAGCAGCGGGAGACAUUGGUGUCCAUGAUGCAAGUGCACACGCUGCCUUCAACUCGUAUGUGUUUUAUUGCUGGAGUCAUGUUACUGACAGGAUAAUGUAAUUGCAAAGAAAAUGUGUUAUAUUCAACUUUGCCUUGAUAAUAUAAACACUUUGUUC